Melopsittacus undulatus (budgerigar) is the source of this 6118-nucleotide messenger RNA. RefSeq names its product gamma-glutamyltransferase 7 (gene GGT7). NCBI's taxonomy places the organism in Eukaryota, Metazoa, Chordata, Aves, Psittaciformes, Psittaculidae. Bases 1737 to 3611 code for a protein of 624 amino acids. Gene Ontology annotation, biological process: glutathione catabolic process. The transcript is spliced from 15 exons. Gene Ontology annotation, molecular function: glutathione gamma-glutamate hydrolase. Gene Ontology annotation, cellular component: plasma membrane. The record is from RefSeq and is a predicted model, not a curated record.
UCGGUCCCGGUGCGGGGCAGGGCACGGAGGCACCGGAUCGGCGGUCCCCGGGAGCACGGCUCUGGUCCUGCAGGGAGCCUCUGCCUCCUUGGAGGCGAUCGCUGCCUUCUCAGUACGGGAACCGGUUCUGUCCCCCAGGUCGUGGUUCUCCCAGCAGUGCUGCCCUUAACCCCCCGCUCCAUGACCCACGGGCAGGUCUCUGCCUCACCCCACACCCCGUGUCCUUCACCCUGUGGCACUGGGUGACGUUCCCAGUGCCCGUUCUUACCCCGCACCAUCGGGUGCUGCUGGGUGAAGCCGCACAUGCAGGUUUGCAGGAACAGCCCUUUGUAAAGCACGAGGUCCCUCCAUAUGGAGCACGAGCAGGGUUUGGUGUGGUUGGGCUGUGCAGGUGUCUGUGGAGCUGCUGCUCUGCAUCCAUGUGGAAGCUCAUGUUCAUUGACGCUGUGUGUACAUCGCAGAAGCCGCCCGUGCUUCUUCAUGUCAUGGUAUCCACCAGUGCGGCCAGCAGGGAGGGACCCCAGACCUUUGGUUUCUACUGCCCAGAAGAGGAAAGGAAGAAGCCCCUGUUGUGCAGUUCCUGAUGGGGACAGACCCCACAUCACGGUGCCUGCCAGAGCCUGCUCCUGGCUGACUCCAUCAGUCCUGUCCCCAGACGACCUCCCUGCUGUCCCCAUGCAGCACCAGUGGUCACAGAGAUAAGUGACUUGCCCAGGGCCACUGGGCUGUCUGUGGCAGAGAACAAAGGGACUUUUGCACGGGUGGGAGAGUCCUCUCCCAUGGUUGCUCCCUGGACAUUGAUGUCCCCUCAUGCUAUUCUGGCCUGUCACAGCGCUGCGGGAGCAGAGCAGUGGGAUCGUGUCCUGGAGGGGUUGUGUGGAGGAGCCCAGCUCACUCCUCAUUGCUUCUGCACCCACCAAGGGUGCCAGGGGCUGUAUGUGACAUCCCUGUGCACCCCAGCUCAUCACCCCCAGCCAGGCCCCCCACUCUGCCCAGCUCACUUGGAUCAGAUGUGCCGGUGAGGGGCUCUGUGUGUACUCGGAGGUGCAGUUUGGGAAAGCUGAGGCUUUCCCAGUCAUGCUCCUAAAUCACUGCAGCAUGAAUGAGACUAAACUCACUGUGUGGGGAUUCCCUGGCUGCAGGGGAUUUGCUGCUGGUUGCAGCAUCACUGAAAUUCAAACUAUGUCCCUGCCUGGCCCAGGAGAGCUGCACCCCAAAGGUCUCUGUAAUGUCCUGGUAAGGACAGGGCUGCCUUAGCAUGGUAGGGUGAUGGGGAUGCAGGGUUUCCUGCUCCCUUAACCCAAAGCCAGGACACAUCUCCUGUGUGGAUGUUUCCCGUCUUCCACUCAGUGUUCCUCUUGCUCUUCUUCCCACCACAGAUGUUCAGGGCACUGCAGACACCACUGGCUCUUGGCAGGACCCAGAGAAUUGAUCCAGGAGCUCUGGGUGAUGCCCUGAGCUGUUUGAUUACAUUUGGUGCCCGGCAGGGCAGGUCCCUGCUCCACAUGCCCAGCAGCUCCAUGCACAGGCAGGGCACGCUCAGCCAGCACCUUCCCUGCCACAAAGGCAGCAGCUGAGAUUCAAGGCAUCUUUCCAAGUAAAAGAGAGACUUUCCCAUCCUGCUGAGCAUUGUUCGCUGUCGGGUGGAUGCCCAGCAAACCCUGCCCCAUUGCCUGUGCCUUCUUGGAGCUGCAAGCGACUUGAUUCCAGAGUGGUCCUCAUCCGCUGGAGGAAGCAUGAAAUUAAAGCAGAGCCUUCCCUGCUGUCAGAGCAGGUGGACACCCCGAGCUCUCCGGUUUGCAGACCCGGACUCCUUCCUGAAGUCUGCGCGGCUCCAGCGCCUGCCCUCAUCCUCAUCCGAGAUGGGAAGCCAGGACGUGUCUCCUCUCCAGGAGACCAGCAAGGACCCUUUCUCUGGAGACUGCAGCUGCCGGCAGGACGGGCUGACCGUCAUCAUCACCGCCUGCCUGACCUUCGCCACGGGUGUCACGGUGGCCCUCAUCAUGCAGAUCUACUUUGGGGACCCUCAGAUAUUCCACCGUGGUGCUGUGGUGACGGAUGCUGCGCGCUGCACGGCGCUGGGCAUAGAGGUGCUCAACACACAGGGCUCCUCAGUAGAUGCAGCCAUUGCCUCAGCCCUCUGCGCGGGAGUCGUGAACCCCCACACGUCAGGGAUUGGUGGGGGUGGGGUGAUGCUGGUCCAUGACAUCAGGAAGAACAGGAGCUGGGUGAUCGACUUCCGUGAGGUGGCUCCCCUGGGCAUCCCGCUGGAAGAGGACCUGCAGAAGGACACCAAGCCAGGUCUGCUCGUCGGGGUGCCAGGCAUGCUACAAGGAAUGCACCAGGCGCACCAGUUACAUGGGAGACUCCCAUGGUCCAAGCUGCUGGGUCUUGUGGCUGGUGUCGCCCAGGAUGGGUUUAAUGUCACACAUGAUUUGGCCAAAGCCGUAAGUGAGCUGAAGGACCUGAACCACUCUGACAAGUUCCGGGAGAUCUUCCUGCCGGAUGGGCAGCCCCUGCUGCCCGGGAUGUUCAUCAGGCGCCUGGACCUCGCUGCUGUCUUGGAGCUGCUGGGAGCACAAGGGGUGUCUGCUUUCUACAGUGGGAACUUGACCCAGGAGAUAAUCUCUGAGGUCCACAACUACGGAGGAGUCUUGGUGGAGGAAGACUUCAGCAAUUACAGUGUCACAGUGGAGAAUCCUGUCCACACAGUCUAUCGAGGUCAUCUUGUUUUCAGUCCCCCGCCUCCACAUGCAGGUCCUGCACUGCUCACAGCACUGAACAUCCUCGAGGGCUUUAACAUCACCAGUCAAGUACCCAGGGGGAAUAUCUUGCACUGGAUGGCAGAGACAUUAAAAAUAGCCCUGAGCCUAGCUGGCAACCUGGGAGACCCGUCUGAUGAUGUGUCCAUCACUCACGCUGCAGAAAGCAUGAUGAGUAAAUUGGAAGCUAAUUCCCUGCGCCAGCUGGUUAACGACUCGCAGUCCUUCUCAUCUGAUGUCUAUGUGCCUCACUUCUCCAUGGAGAGUGGACCUGCUGCUAGCCAGGUCCUUGUCAUGGGACCUGAUGACUUCAUUGUUGCAGUUGUAAGUUCUUUGAAUCGUCCCUUUGGCAGUGGAAUAAUGACACCCUCUGGAGUCCUCCUGAACAGCCAGAUGUUGGACUUCUCCUGGCAAAAUAAAACAAUGAACCACUCCAUUCCUAGGCCGCAAAAUCUCAUUCAGCCUCGGAAACGGCCCCUGUCUUUCCUGUUGCCCACCAUCGUGAGGCCAUCCGAGGGGAUGUGUGGGACAUACCUGUGUCUGGGAGCCAACAACGGGGACAGAGCCUUGAGCAGCAUCGUUCAGGUUUUGGUAAAUGUUUUAACAUUUAACAAGAAUCUGAGUGAAAGUUUGUCACUUGGUCGCCUUCACCCCCAGCUUCAGUCCAACACCUUGCAGGUUGACAGUGGGUUUCCUGAAGAAGAUAUUGAACUUCUUGUAGCCAGGGGCCAUCAAGUGGAUAAAGUCAAAGUGCUCUCCCUAGUUCACGGGGCCAGGAGAACCAACAGUUUCAUCAUUGGCCUGAAGGAUCCCAGGAGUGUGGAUGCUGCCGGAGCCACGAUAUUGUAGCACCUCCCAGACAACAUUCACUGAACAAGGCUGAGACAAACCAACCCACAUGAUGUGCAUGUUCUGAAACGGCCCCUUCCCCACCUGGGCUGGGAGCUACACACACACACUGCUGAGUACUUUCUGCAUUCCCUACCCAGGAUGGCACUAGAGGGGGUAUAGCACCAACAUACAGCACUUCGACUACUUCUAUGGUUUUCUUUUUUAAUGAUUUGGAUGGCAAACAGCCCAGUCCUUGUCACAGCAAUGCAGGAACACACGUUUCUUUCAGCAGAGUCUUGCUAAUAAUACCAGGCUUUUCAAAAGCCCAAUUCUAGCCAGCAUCUGAAUUUUAGUGAGCAACAACAUCAGCGAAGGAAAUGAGACCUGAUGAUGGUAUUGUCAUCUUCAUCUCCCUGUCUUUCCCAAGGUCAUUCUUUGCCUCUCGUGGUUUAGCCUAUAGUUAAUACAGGCUAAUGUAGUGUUUAUAGGUGCCUGUAGCUGGAAUAUUGAGGAGUCCUUUAAUGCUCUAUGGGCCAGCUGGUUUUCACCAGCAGGCAGCCUCCUGUGUUACUUCCUGUUCUCACAUCCCAGCAUACCUUGAAUUUUGACAGUAACUAUUUUGAAUCAAGUCGCUGUGCAGAGUCACUUCAGUCUGGUUUUGUAACCAGAGCAGUGAUUUUAAGUAUCUUAACAACUUGUGGGCCCCCCAGUAUUUUUCUUAUAGAGGAUCAAGCCUCCUCCAUGGUGAAUUUAAGCUUAGUGGUAAUGGGCUUAGUUCUCUUAGAUAUGUUUUGGAGACAUCUUAGCAGUAAGUACUGCACAGACCUGUAAAAAUCAAAAGACCAUGGAGUGAAAGCCACACAGAGUUUGGAGAGGUUCAGGGCUUUCCUUACACUGCCUUGUCUCAAUCUGCCCUGAAAGCCUGAAUGGUGUAAUCCCUAUGGAGAGGCUUGGGAUUUUCUGCUUACUAAAUUCAUGCCUGUAAGUCAGCUCCGUACUUUGAUACUGGUGCCUCUAUUGGAAAAGCUCAAGAGAGUGAGAGAAAAGGUACAAACCAAACACUACUGAGAGAAUUUUCUGUCCACAGCAUGUAGUGCAAAACACAAGAAUACUUCUGCAUUUCUUGUCUGAAAUAGAGUGAGGAAAUAAUACCACAUCUGACAGCUGAACUGCUUUGUUCAUCCACAUUUGGACAUUUCCUUCUUUUUUUACUAGCAAGUCAGAGACAAGUGGCACUAAAUUCCGGAAUUUUAUCAUUUUCUGUGGUCUAAAAUUUUAUUAUGUCCUUCAUGGUGCAAAUGCAUAUAUAUGUAUUUAUGUCUGCUUAUGGUUAUCUUGGUCUCUCAUUCGAUGAUUACACCUCCUCCUGAGGGAGCCCAUAGCACCCAUCAGUUUGUACCACACUUCCUGACACUUGUUGCCAUUUGACAUGGGCAGUGUGUGGGUCACUUUGAGGCAGUCAGAGCACUGUGACAGAUAACUGGACUAAUUGCACCUGCCAGCUGAGGAUCUCAAAGCAUCUUACGUGAAGCCCUGCACGUUGCACCGAGGGAGGACAGAGAUGCUUUUAUGCUCCACUGAAGUGCAGCCACCCGUGAGAAGAGCACAGCAGCAGAUGAGAUCAAUGGUAUUUUCUGUUACAAAUGAAUCAGUGGCCUCAGCUGAGAUAGGGGGAAGUACAGUGUUGUCUUUGGGAAAUUGCCUUCUAUACCACCACACUGCCCGUGGGGCAAGACAAGACCUUCUUCACUAUAGGGACAUCAAAUCUGUUUGGCUUUCUGUCAUCAGCACUAGAGUUGGUCAUUGCCUGAAGCUGUAAUGUUCAUGAAACUUCAUGUGUCUUGGAGCAGAGCUCUUCAGGUUUCAUGGGAAGGGAAGGAUGCAGUUUUGUACAUUGAAUCUCACUGGUGGAGAUCUGGGGGUUUCUGGUACAGUACAGCAGUGAUCUGUCCCCCGGGCAGGGAGGUUUGCUGUGCACAAAUAGGUGGUCAAGUCAUCAUCACUGCAGUACUUUCCACAGAGCCUCAAGAAACACUUUGAAAGAUAAAAUUCCUCCUUAUUAACUGAAUUCACCAACUCACUCCUGAUACAGGAAUCUGUGUAUUCAUCUGGGAGUUAAAGACACUGGCCUUGAUUCAAAAGGGCACUUACAUGCCCCAAGGAACAAUUUCACAGCAAUUAUUGAGAACCUUGAAAUAAAGUGUUUUCCAAAGUUCUCUGCUGGGUCAUGGCCUAUGUGGCAAAAAAGAGGAAUUGGAAGAUGGACUUGGGCCCCUAGGUCAUGGCUGAGAGAGGUAAAAAUAUUUUGAAUGAAUUCCCAUUUUCUCAGUUUAAAAACAGCAUCAGUAUAGCACAGAUGUAUUUGAUACAGAAACCUGUAAUCUGCUAAUUGGCUCAGUGUCUCUGAUACUUUGCGUCCAUCUGUUGUGAUGAGAUCUGAUGGGUUUAAAGUGAGGUACCAAGAAAUACCUGAUUAUACUGUAAAGGUGAGCCUAACAUUGUGAAAUAAAAGGCCAUAUUCUGGA